Molecule: messenger RNA, 345 nt
Organism: Lipotes vexillifer (Yangtze River dolphin)
Lineage: Eukaryota; Metazoa; Chordata; Mammalia; Artiodactyla; Lipotidae
Gene: ALOX5AP
Product: arachidonate 5-lipoxygenase activating protein
Exons: 3
Coding region: 1-345 (114 amino acids)
Biological process (GO): leukotriene biosynthetic process
Cellular component (GO): membrane; endoplasmic reticulum; nuclear envelope
Molecular function (GO): glutathione transferase activity; enzyme activator activity; glutathione peroxidase activity
Source: RefSeq, a predicted model, not a curated record
AUGUUUCCCCUUGUGUAUUUAUCCUACAGCCAGAACUGUGUCGAUGCGUACCCCACCUUUCUUGUCAUGCUCUGGAGCGCCGGGCUCCUCUGCAGCCAAGUUCCUGCAGCUUUUGCUGGACUGAUGUACCUGGUUGUGAGGCAAAAGUACUUUGUUGGCUACCUGGGGGAGAGAACGCAGAGCACACGUGGCUACAUAGUUGGGAAACGCAUCAUCCUGUUCCUGUUCCUCAUGUCCCUGGCUGGGAUAGUCAACUAUUUCCUCAUCCUCCUUUUCGGAAGUGACUUUGAAAACUACAUCAAGACAAUCGCCACCACCAUCUCCCCCCUCCUUCUCAUCCCCUAA